Messenger RNA from Leishmania mexicana MHOM/GT/2001/U1103, 1587 nucleotides. Its product is annotated as metallo-peptidase, Clan ME, Family M16. The transcript has a single exon. Gene Ontology annotation, cellular component: mitochondrion. Gene Ontology annotation, molecular function: metal ion binding. NCBI's taxonomy places the organism in Eukaryota, Euglenozoa, Kinetoplastea, Trypanosomatida, Trypanosomatidae. The coding region runs from base 1 to 1587 and encodes 528 amino acids. The record is from RefSeq and is a predicted model, not a curated record.
AUGUUCCGCCGUGUAGUCGCUCCGGCCCCGGUGGCGGCCACCGCGGCCUGUGCUGGGCAAGUUCGCAGCAUCUACGAGUACAAGUUCGGUCAGACCCCCCUGACCCAACCGUUUGGCGGAGCCUCUCGCCUGCCGCCUGGCCCCUCGUCGAAGUCUGCCUCAGUUGCCGCCGGGAAGGUGGAGAUCACGAAGCUGCACAACGGCGCGCGCGUCAUCACGCACAAUCUCGGUGGACCGUCGGUGUCCGUUGGUGCCUACAUACUCGCUGGCCCCGCGUACGACCCACCGAACGCGCCGGGUGCGGGAGCCAUGAUGCACCUUGCCCUGACGACAAGCAACUACAAUAAUUCUCUGUUCCAGCUUGACCGCAACAUCCGCAGCGUCGGCGCCGCCCAGUCGCACUUCGAGAAGAAUAAGCACUACAUCGGUAUUCGCAUCGAUGCCCGCGCCGACAAGUGGAAGAGCGCCGCGUCGACGUCACCGCUUUCACACCGGCGGCAGCUGCAGAACCAGAAGCAAGCGGAGCAGCAGUUCUCGUUGAAUCUGGUGCAGGACAACAUCUUUACCUGCAUCGCCGCGCCACGCUUCCACGAGCCGGAUGUGGAGCGCUUCCGUGACACCAUCGACAACCAGGUCGAGGAGCUCCGCUGGCAAUGCCCGGCCGAGUACGCGAAGCAGAUGCUGGAGACGGUGGCCUUCUACCGUGAGCCGCUCGGCAACCCCCGCUUCGUGCCGGCGAUGAGCAACGGCGCCAUUUCGAGCAGCGUGCUGCUGGAGCAGUACAGCCGCUACGUCGUGCCGUCACGCGUCGUCGUCGCCGGCGUCAACGUCGAUCACGCCGCGCUGAUUGCCGAGUACGAGAACACGCCGUUCCCGCACUCCGCCGCCGCGCCGCACCACGCCCGCGCGCAGCCGUGCAUGGUGAGCUUGAAGGAUGAAGCCGCUCAGUACACGGGGGGCGAGCGCCACGACCACGAGGAUCGCCCCAAGGUGAUGGGCACAAAGCCGGACAUGGACCCGGAGUCCAUCAUCGCCGUCGGCUGGCUCGCGUACGGGCAGGACAGGAAGAUGAUAAAGGACCACGCCGCCUCGAUGGUCGUCGGGGCGCUGAUGGACAUUGGAUUCAGCGACUGCAUGCGCUGCUACGCCCCGGACGAAAUGCACGAGCACACGGGCCUGCGCGCCUUCUAUAGCCCCUACCAAACGGCUGGCCUGAUCGGCUUCACGGCGAAGGCAGAACCGCAGGCAGCGGUGCGCAUGGUGACGGACGCCGUGAAGAAGGUGCAAGCGAACAAGGCCUCUGUCGCGGACUCGAUGCUGUCCGUGGCGAAGAAAAUGGCGAAAACUCAGUUCGUGGUGCAGAAUGUCGACACCAUCCGCGACUACUGCGACUACCUCGGCACCUGCCUCUCUGUGGAUAGCAACUCGACCAUAGCCACAUCGGUCGAAGAGGUUGUCGACGCCAUCAACUCUGUCAGCGCGGCGGAUGUGAAGAGGGUGUACGAGAUGAUGUUCUCGAACAAGACCAGCCUGUACGGCCACGGCGAGAUGCUCGGCUUCCCUUCCCUGCGCCAGAUGGGUCUGUAG